UCAUAUCGCGUAAUUCUCCAAAAAGUAAGUGACUGAUUUCAAAAUCCCGCGGAACUUGGUCUGUGCAACAUCGCGCGCGACGUAUUAUCGCAUCCAGUCAGCGUGGGAGAACCGUAUAGAUGUACUUUUUGUUUUUAAAUUUUAGAGGUAAAGCAGCUGAAGGUCAACGGCGAAAAUAACUAUUAUAAUAUCAGAAACGGACGGCUGCGGUAAUCGUGAAACAGUGUGUACAAAUUGAUCAGUUUUAUUGGACAAACCGAAUGUUUCAGUGAUUAUUAGUUGGUUUGUGUUUUUGUUAAGUGUUAUCAACCGAAAACCACUUCAAUCGACCGGCAAAAACCUUGUGCAAAAAGGGAUUAUGCUGUUACAUCAAACCAUCCACAAUAACCGUAUCUGUGAUUUUUAUAUGCCAUGAUGGGUCUAUCUUCUAUAUCUGAAAAUGUUGACCGAUCUCCUAAAGGAUCUAACCACCCUAGUGUUAUAGAAGGCAUACAGCUCGAGGAUCUGCAGUAUAUCGACGAGAAUGAAAACAUUAGUUCCACGGAAGCUGGGGACAGUGACAAACAUGACACGAUACCCAAUGGAAAAAUGAUAUUAGAGCCGAAAUUUGUCGACUAUGGCAGUAUUCAUCCAACCUCCGCAGACAUCUCCCAUCAUCAGGCACAACAACACAAUCCGCAUGGAGUUUUGAAUCCCAGAACCUCCACCCUUCUUCCCAUUAACGACGAACCGGCUAACACUUCCCACCAAAGCAAGAUGACACAAGGAGACCUCUACCAGAGACAGCCAUUACUACCGAACCCAAAUAAGGGCGACAAAUGGGGGCACAGUGCCCAUAGCACGAACAGUAACGAAUACUAUGACGAAGAAGAAAUUGUACAAAAAAGUAGUGAGCGAAACGGACAUAUAUCCAUAGAUUUGCCGCCUCCCGUAAGGGAGGAACCAAGGUUUCCACAAGAGAGAUGCAAGACGUUAUUAGCUGCAAUAGUAAUGUUUUUUAGUUUUGUUUUAACCCUAACUUCACUCAGUCUAGUACACGAACGUGUACCCGAUAAAGAGGUCUACCCACCUCUUCCAGAUGUGUUCCUCGACAAUGUACCUGCUUAUAAUUGGGCGUUAGAUGUAUCAGAAUAUAUAAUUAUAUUUUCUGUAAAUACUAGUUUGAUAGCUAUGAUAUUUCACAAACAUAGAUUUAUCGUAUUUAGAAGAAUAUUUUUGUUAAUGUCAUUGUUAUAUUUGUACCGAGCCAUUACAAUGUACGUAACCGUGUUGCCUCUAUCGAAUAGAAACUAUCCAUGUUCACCGAAAGCAAACGGAACGUCGCCACUGAUGAUAGUCAAGAGAGUGGCGAAACUCAUGUCCGGUAUGGGAUUGUCGGUGAAUGGUCAGCACGUCUACUGCGGCGACUUCAUUUACAGUGGACAUACUGUCAUUUUGACGUUUACUUUCCUACUCAUAUCGGAAUAUACUCCGAAGAAAUUGUAUUUGGUGCAUUGGUUGUAUUGGAUAUUAUCCUGCUUGGGAGUCAUAAUGUUGGAGUUAUCUCACGGGCAUUACAGCAUAGAUGUGAUAAUUGCUUAUUUUGUUACUACCAGACUCUUUUGGACAUACCAUACCUUAGCCAAUAAUUCUAUUUUAAAACAACAUUCUCCAAGCAAUUUGCUGGGCCGUGAAUGGUGGUUCUCGUUAUUCCUAUACUUCGAAGGCAACGUUAGCGGUCCGUUGCCGCGGCAGUACAACUGGCCGUUCCCUUGGCCCCGGAGAUGGCAUCUCAAAAGUCGUGAUAGUUAAUGACUCACUGACCCUUAGAGGAACUACUUUAAAAUAUAACUAUAUGUGAUAAAUGAGUAACGUGUGUUUGCCUUAAAUGACUACAUCUUGCUCUUUAUAUAUACAUUUACAAAAGUGUUUAUUUUCGCUGGAUGAUGAUUUUUAAAUUUCUCACUCUUUUAGGAAUCUAUCUUAAAUUUUUAUAUAAUAUAUUUUAUAUUAACUAUUUUUCAACUAACACAUAGGAAUUUAUAUGAAACAAUGCUGUGUAUGUUAUUAUCAUUAUCCUUAUUACUAGAUCUUAAGUUUCAAAUUGUUACGUCUCAUUCAAUGGAUUUCUGUGAAAUGUUGAAGAUAUACACCCGGCCGCGUAUUUCCGUUUGCGUGUUCAUUUCACGACAGCGCGGCUUUGAAAUAGACACCGAAACGGCAAGACAUAUUUGGUGAGAAACAAGUGUUGAUUUGAAAGAGCUAACCUCCCAAACUACGUACGGGUUUGUAUUGCACUGAAACAUACGGCGUUGGAAUGCUACAUACCAGUGCGAAAUAGAUCUAUUCUACUACGUCUAUUCGUUUCACGUGUUGUUUAUUAAUUUGCAUUUGUACAAAAAGCAUUUUCAAAUAAAUGUAUUUGUGUUUUAUACUAGGUACUUCAAAUUUCAAAAAUGUUUACGCCAUUAUUUUUUGUAAAUCGACUCUAUUACCAAUACUUCUUAUAUGUAUACCAACUUUAUGCAAAAUGACGUUGUUAACCAAAAAAUUUUCAUUCGUUGAAUCUGUAGAAAUAAAACAUUUCGUAAUAUCAAAGUUUCCUUUUUUAUAAAUUUUAAAAGAACUCAAAGUAGUACCAAAAUAUUCUAUCUUAAAAAAAUAUGAUACGUAUACGUUUUUUGCAAUGCGCCAUAAUACUUUAAUGUUCUGUUAAAAACACGCACAUAAAAUCACAAGUACGUGUUAAAUUGUCACCGGUUUUUUUUUAUUGUUUUUCGACUGUUUAUCACAAAUAGCUCCUAUCUGCAGAAUCACAAAUUAUUCAGUUGGAAUUAAAAUAUGUUUUUAAUAGAACAUUAAAGUGUUAUUGAACAUUUCGAAAUAAGAAGUAUUGUAUUCACUUCAAAAAUGUUUACGUAUCAUAAUAGUUUUUUAACGAUAGUCUUUUGGUACUACCUACUUUGAGUUUCUUGAAAACUCAUAAAGAAAAAGGAAGGAAACUUUGGUAUCGCGAAAUUGUUUUAUUUCCACAGAUCUAACGAAUAAUAAUUUUUUGAUUAAAUAAGUCAUUUCGAUAUGUAAAUAUUAAAAAAUUUGGAAUUUUAAAGUAGUAGAAAACACAAAUACAUUGAUUUGAAAGUGGUUUUUUUACACAUGCAAAUUGAUAAACAACACAUGAAACGAAUAGACGUAGUAUUGUGCAAUGGUAUGUAGCAUUCCAACGCCGCAUAUUUCGGUACAAACCCGUGAGUAGUUCAGAGUUUCUGUACAAACCUCUUUCAAAUCAACACUUGUUUGGAACCAAAUAUGUCUUGCCGUUUCCGUGUCUAUUUCAAAACCGCGCUGUCGUGAAAUGAAAACGCAAACGGAAAUACGCCACCCGGCCAAAUGCGAUUUUGCUAAGAUUAUUUUGGGAAUCUCAUGUAUAUAUUGUUAGUAAGUGGAUUUUGCAAAAUGAUUUUCAGUAACACUAACUCAUUACUAUUGUCAAUUCUCAUUUUUUCUAUAAGUUCUGAUUAAUAUAGCUUUCAAUGUGGACGUAAUCUUUGUACAGUAAAAAUUAUCAUUGGAAUCUCAUUUUUUUUUAAGAAAAACUUCAAAGUAGCCCCUAAUCUUGCCUUUUCAUUCAUAGUCUGUAUCCAUUGAAUGAGAAAAAGAAAAAAUAUGUUACCUGUUAAGUCGUAGUUCAUCUGUUUUAAUUUGAAUUAUCUUGUUUGUAGAUUAUUGUUUACUUGUGCCAAUUUUGGAAGUAAUAGCUUAAACCUUAAUCAUAUUCUCAAUUUAAUUUUUUUAGUAAUUAUAACAGAUCGUCGUACAGAAACUACUUUACCGUGUGGAUGUGAUUGCAAGGUUGAGAUCGAGCGGUAGAGAAGGUUUAUGUUUUUCUUGUAUGAUAGAUUGGUCUUUUAUAGAACGUUGCUUCUAUGGAGAACUUGAAAAUAAUCUCAUAGCACACGGUUUAUAAUGUUUAUUAUCUGGAGAGAUUGCCGAAUCUGAAUUUAUUGUAAAAAACUUACAAUGAAGGAUAAGUGUAAUUGGUAUAUUUGUAAAAUUACUCAAAUAAUAAACAUAUCUAGACGGGUUACCAUUUUAAAACGUUUUUAUAUACUUGGCUUGGUCGGUGACACGGACUCCGCAAAUUUUGUAAUCGAUUUUAAACAUAGUUCUAGGCUACCUAGGCACCUGAAAUUUUCAGAAUAGCUGAGAACUAGCUAACAAAGCAAUAUUUAACUGCUAUUAUUUGGAUAAAUCGAUUUUUUUAAUUUCAAACUAUUUUAAAAAUGUGACUAAUGCAAUGACAUUUGGAUUCCAUUUCUAAGUACGUCAACAAAUCGAUAAUUACAAAUUUAUUGUGGCUCAGUGGUAAAGCAUUAGACUGCUGAUCGAAAGAUCCCGUAAAUACCAUUUUAAAUAUUUUCUUUGAUUUGUAUGAGAUUAAAUCCGCUAGAGAAAAUGUUCCCUCUCAUUCUGCGAAGCUCUUAGAGCAGCUGAAGAUAGUGACCAAUGGAGAAACAUUGUUAGGAGUAUUAGAAGAAAUCAUGAUCCUCAGCAAUGGGGAAACGACAAGAGAGAGAGAGAGAGAGAGAGAGAGAGAAAAUAUGCUUCUAAAAAAGUCAAUUACAAAAUUCUUUUCUUACAGAAAUUGAAACAACAAAAUAGUUUAUAAUUUUAUAUUGGGUCCUAUAAAUAAUGAAAACGCUUUAUUAUACAGUGCUAGUCAAAAGUCCGUACCCCCCCUCGUAUCUUUUGAACGGUUAUACCUAUAAUAGUGAAAUUUGGAGGGAGGAAAUAAACGGACGUAACCUUCUUAACUAGUCAUGACAGGUGACGUAAUUAUGACAGAUGACUUUACAGCGCCACUGUGACAGAUAAUUUUAAAUGGGACCUUAUGGCAAGUGAUACCUCGUUUGAAAGGUAUUGAAAAUAUCUAUUCAGUCAUACUAAUUUUGUUUGGGUUUAAGCUAAUUUUGAUGAAUAAAUGAAAUUAAUAUAAAAUUGUAGUUUCGCAUUUAAUUAAUAAAAAUUUAAAAUUCCGCAUAUGAUUACUUGUCAAUAAAGGUUGACAUUGACGUAAAAACUACUAGAGAAUUGGAAAACGUCAACUUUUUUGACAAAAAAACCAUAGGCGGACAUUUGAAUUUUUAUUAAUUAAAUGCGAAACUACAAUAUUAUUUUUAUUUCAUUUAUUCACCAAAAUCGAAAUCAGCUAAAACCGAAAAAAAUUAGCAUGACUGAAUAGGUAUUUUGAAUACAUUUCAAACGAGGUAUCACUUGCCAUAAGUUCCCAUUUAAAAUUAUCGGCCACAGUGGCUCUGUAACGUAAUCUGUCAUUAUUACGUCACCUGUCAUGACUAGUUAAGAAGCUUACGUCCGUUUAUUUCCUCCCUUUAAAUUUCACUAUUAUAGGUAUAACCGUUCAGAAGAUACGAGGGGGUACGGACUUUUGACUAGCACUGUAAAAAGUUCUCUUUUAUAAAAGUGUAAUUAUUUAAACCGUUUUUACUACUUUAUCAAUGAGACCUAAGUAAUCUGAGUUAAAUGAACAAAAUGAGUAAAAUUUUGACUGUUAAUCUAAAAAAAUCUGAAAUGAUUACUUUCUUGAGUACAUAUUUAAAAAAAAAACACCAAAUUGUAUUAAGGUACGUAUACAUACAUGCUGCACGUGCAGCAUGUUCGUUAGAUUAGUACGUGUUUUCGUGGCAUAUGUAAAAUACCUUUAGCAGUUUACCCCUCAAAAGACGCUUAGAAAGCGAAUAUACGGACUAAUUUUUUUUGCUUUUCUAAUGCUCCAAACCUUCUUUAUUCGAUGCUAUAUACAUAUUUGUCUAUAUUUUUCUAAGUUGAAAUGUACUUUUUUUUGAGAAAACUAAUAAGUAUUUUUGAAAAAUUUAAACGUAGAAUGUAAUAUUACAUUAUUACCGAGGGCCGAAAGUCCCUGAAAACUUUUAUAAUGAUUAUCCUAAUAAGUUGCAGGAGUGAAAAAGAAGGGAAAAUUGAGUAUGAUUUUUAAUUUCAAAUAUAUCAUUCAAAAACUUCUUGUUUGUUCUAAGGGACUUUCGGCCUUCGGUAAUAAUGUAAUCUUUCAUUCUCAGUUUAAGUUUCAAAAAUAUUUAUUAGUUUUUUCAGGAUUCAAAAAAAUGAAUGCAUUUAAAAAGCAUUGGCCCGAAAUUUUGCGCCUACGCUCUUAAUGGAUUGAGAUAUGAAAAUACCUGCUUCAAUCAAUGCAUUAUGUCUGGAGUGUUCAGCUUUGAAUCCAUAUUGGAAAUUUGGAAUGAUAUGAUUUGUUUCUAAUUAGGAAUUUUAUGAGUCUCUCCUUGAGUAUCCUCUCGUAGACUUUACCUAGAGUGUUUAGAAGAGAUAUUGGUCUAUAGGAAUUUCAAUAAUUGUACAAAUAUACCAAUUACACCUAGAAGUUUUUACUUAAUUGCAAGGUUUAUAAUGUUUAUUACCUGUAGAGGAUACCUAAUCUGAAUUGAUUGUCUACUUUUGUAUUAUUGUUAACAGUGGCUAUCUUAUUUAUUAUUUUAUCAAAUAAAAUGAAAUUUUCUAUGUGUU
Molecule: messenger RNA, 6537 nt
Organism: Diabrotica virgifera virgifera (western corn rootworm)
Lineage: Eukaryota; Metazoa; Arthropoda; Insecta; Coleoptera; Chrysomelidae
Product: phosphatidylcholine:ceramide cholinephosphotransferase 2-like
Exons: 8
Coding region: 412-1791 (459 amino acids)
Biological process (GO): ceramide biosynthetic process; sphingomyelin biosynthetic process
Cellular component (GO): endoplasmic reticulum membrane; Golgi membrane
Molecular function (GO): sphingomyelin synthase activity; ceramide cholinephosphotransferase activity
Source: RefSeq, a predicted model, not a curated record